Molecule: messenger RNA, 1992 nt
Organism: Cladophialophora yegresii CBS 114405
Lineage: Eukaryota; Fungi; Ascomycota; Eurotiomycetes; Chaetothyriales; Herpotrichiellaceae
Exons: 6
Coding region: 1-1992 (663 amino acids)
Source: RefSeq, a predicted model, not a curated record
AUGGCACCAUGGCUGCAAUUAGCAGUUUUGCCUCCAGCGCUGCUCCUCUUGAUCUCUGCCUCCAUACCCCAGGCUGCUCCACAGAACGUAAACCUGCGGUGGCCGUACAAUCUCGCGCCCGACUCGAAAUACUACCCCGAAGAUGAAGUUCUAAUCAAGAGAGACAUUGACAUACAGCAGAAGUUACAAAGGAGCUCUCCGACUGGAGUAAAGAAGCUGAAUGGUGACCCAGGCGAGAAGUUCUACAUGGAUUAUUGGGCAUUUGAGGAAGAGCAAGAGGAGGCUUGGGACGGUCAUACGAUUUGGUCGAAUUCCACAUUUUGCGUGUCCGUCGACCUGCCCGUCCGAGCUGGCACUUGUUUUCAAAACGAGCAUUUCAAUGUCCCGCAGGGACCUCUGCCUGCACAUCCAUUGACCGACCCAACAGCUGUUGUGCAGCAGGAUACACCUGUCAACUCGUUCAGGAGUCGAGCUCCAGUGAGGGCGACGUGGGAUGCUGUCCCAACGGUCAAACCUGCGGCAAUGCACUUUCCACGAACUGCGCGAGUGGACAAAUACAGCGACCGCAUCAGCCACUCCGCUGGGUCCGAGUACUACGACUGUGACGAGUUAUACGACGGUCACGCCAUCUCAGCCUACCUCUCCUACAACAAGCUCAAGGCAGUCAGCAACUCCGACAUCGACCUCGAGCUCCAACGUCACCCCGCUUCCACCACUUGUCUCAACUGUCACGAUAACCAGGACGGUGACGUCUUCAGCCUCGCUUUCCCUCACAUGUUCCACGGGUUUCCGAUCCUGUCCGGCGAGUCUCGGAGGUGGCUGUUGUCCGACAGACCGCGCGUGUGGGUCUGCCAAUUGCCCUGCCUUGUCAACAUCGACAACCUCCUCUCAAUCGAGCGGUACACCGGAACCCCCGGUCCGACCGACCAGCUUGACAACGACGGUGGAAAUUACAACCACAACGACCACGCCUUCGAGUUCCCUGUCCUAUCCGGUCACGGGCUGUCCAACUGGGUUCUAUGCCUGCUCUGCAUACCACCAGGGCGGAUGCUGUCAAAUCGGGCGAGACUGCGACACAACGCCACGGGAGCAUGGAAGCAAGUCAAGAUCAUCUCCUCUCUAGUGUCCCGCCUCGUGCUUGGAAAAUCUCUACAUGGUACACUGAAAGCCACCCGCUGGAUUCUCAACUGCGUUCACUACACGUCGCCUUUCUUCAAGGUCCACGGUCUGCAAGUUACCGGCGGGUCCGGCAGUUUUAGAUUCUUUCUUCGCGAGCAAACAAGUCAUCUUGCGAUGUACUCAAGUCUUCAUCCUUUCCUUCCUACCACAUCACCAGUCAUGUUGGGACCUUCCAGCGAGACAGGCGCGUGCAGCUUCUUUCCAAUCGGCAACACUCCGCCUGUGGACUUGAGAGAGUCACUUCCUCCGGGUCAAGAUGCGGCGAUACUUUUGCCAGGCUGUGGUGAUGUUCGUAACGUUCUCUUCACGAGCUAUGUUCGACCAGCGAGAGACACGAGCAAGCUUGACAUAACGUGCUGCGACCUGAACGGCGAAAUCAUCGGGCGAAAUACCCUUGUUUUCACCCUCAUUCUCGACGAUGUUGAUGGCCGAAAUUCCGACCUGCUCUGGAACAUCUACUACCACCCGAAAGUCGAUGACGCGGCUCUACAGCUGCUGCGCAAGCAAGCGCAGAAGCUGGCCGGUCUGGUGGGAACCCUUGAGCAAUGGAACAGCGGUCCUUAUGGUGCGUCACUUCGCUUUUGCGGUCAGAUCAGCUUCGAGGUAGUUGCUGAGCUCUGGCGUUUCUAUGGCAUUUGCCCUUCGCAGCCACUCCAGUAUCGAGCGCAGCAGAGACGGCUCAAGGAAUCGUGGGAAAGAGCACAGAAAAACAGACGAUCAUCCCAGAGCAUCACAAACACUUCCGGUCUCCGCUCUGUAGCCCCUUGCGGUCUGCUCAUGAAGGAUUUCGACAAAUUCGCAAAGCAGUUCUGA